ACUGCGGCGUGGGACUUAUGGACUGCGGCGUGGGAACUUGUGACAGCGGCGAGGGACCCUCGCAUCUUUUUCAAACCGUGGGGUGCUCCAUUUACCGAUAGUUCAAAGCUGAUAUACAUGAUAGAUGCCGUGAUUAACGCCCCAAUAUCCGCACCCCUGACUCAGCCCAUCUAUGGAAGCUUCAUCAUUUGUAUACACAUUUAUUUAACACUUCUGGAAUACCGGAGAACAACCUCAAUAUAUAUACCGAUGAGCAGCUCGACUGCGCAAUAAAUUGUUGUUUGAAAAAAUGAAA
Messenger RNA from Drosophila serrata, 295 nucleotides. RefSeq lists its product as uncharacterized. Lineage: Eukaryota; Metazoa; Arthropoda; Insecta; Diptera; Drosophilidae. The record is from RefSeq and is a predicted model, not a curated record.